AGACGACUGCGUCGAAAGCUCCUCGCCCGCAACCGACCCUCUCGAUUCUGCAACUGUACGCGCCCCAAACUGUCUUGCUGCGUUCAAGUGGUUGUUGCACACCCGAGGCUGCGGAAACGGGUCUGGCUUCGGGAUGGAGCCAGACCGGGAUGGAGGAGAGACACGACCGGCAUGUGCGUUGCAAGAUUCGACGUCACCUAAAGAGAGCGCUCCGGGGCCAACCAAUUCACCGCCGACUACCUCGGAAACGAGCAGCGAGACAAGCACCCACGACUCUCUCGUCACUGUUCGCCUUUCCGAGCCGCCAUCGCUUCACCUAGUCACGGGCGCACCGCCGAGUACGAUUCCCGCGAAGACGAGCCCGCUUACAAACUACGAGUCGAGCGAUGCCCAGGCUGAGACGCCAGGGGAGGACGACGAUGACAGCGAAUCGGAGAUUUUCGAGCCUGAGAACUCGGCAUCCAAACGCAGACCCAACUUGCUCCAAGAAUUAGGGCGGGCCAAUGCGGAGAGUACAGACGAUGGGGGAGGGGAAAAUAAUCGCCCCGGCUCGAGUUCCAGCGUAGGGUCUGAGCGAGUGGACUGGGAAGAAUUACAAAAGAAGGAGGAACUGGAACUGAAAGAACAAGGCUCCAACAAUGUGCGCUCACCAUCCCAAGGCACACCUAUUCCCGUUCCUGCCGCGACUGACACCUCAUGCACGCGACAGACCACGGCUUCGCUAUUGGCCAGGACAGAGCAGGAAAAUGUCCGAUCUGCGACAGGCUCCAAGGGCGGGAGGUCCAAGGCGACCGAGAAGCGGCAGUCACGCGAGAGCCGGCCUAGGCCUCCCUCGAUGGCACAGCUGCGGAAGAUGGUCAACGGUCCGACCCCUCCCGCACUGCGAUACUCGAAGCUGCCGCCGACGCCAAUGACCGAGCUUGACUUCUACCUGGCCUUGGUCAAGGACCCCAAGCAGACGGCGGCUCGGCUGCCCACGCUGCUGACCAACAAGGUACGAAAGGGCAUCCCGCCGCCCCUGCGAGGGGUCGUCUGGCAGAGCAUGGCAGGUGCCCGCGACAGCGCCCUGGAGGAAAUCUUUGACCGACUUUCCGGCGAGUCCAGCCCGUAUGAGGGCGUCAUCAGCAAAGAUCUCGGGCGAAGCUUUCCCGGUGUGGACAUGUUUCGCGAUCCGGACGGCGAUGGCCAGCGAAUGUUGGGCCGGGUGCUCAAGUGUUUCAGCCUCUACGACACCAAAAUUGGGUAUUGCCAAGGACUAGCGUUCCUUGUAGGGCCUCUGUUGAUGCACUUGCCGGACAAGCAGGCUUUCUGCGUUUUAGUCAGGCUGAUGGAAAACUACGAUCUGCGCCAAUGUUUUGUCCCUGACCUGUCGGGCUUGCACAUCCGAAUUUACCAAUUUCGCGAACUGCUGCGGCAGCAUCUCCCCACACUGUCGGCCCAUCUCGACGGAUUGCAGGUCGAGCCCGCCUACGUUUCGCAAUGGUUCCUGUCGCUCUACGCCGUAACGUGCCCCCUGCCAAUGCUGUUUCGCAUCUACGAUGUGAUUUUCGCCGAGGGCGCCUCGGAAACCAUCAUGCGAGUAGGCUUGUCUCUCAUGCGCAAGAACCAGGUGCGCAUAUUGGCCUGCACCGAGCUCGAAGAUGUGAUGCGCCUGCUGCUCUCGCGGGGACUCUGGGACUGCUACAACUACAACGCGGACGAGUUUGUCCAAGACUUUGUCGCACUCGCCAACGUCGUUACCAAGGAACGACUGAUAGCGCUAGAACAGGGGUACAGGGAAGCUAAGAUUAGUCCGAGCGCCAAUCUCCGUGGGGCACAGGCGGCACAAGCGUCGGCAGAUGUAACGACCGCCGCCUCCCGUUUCCUCGGUCGCAUCUGGACCUCUUCAUCCACCCCCAAGCUUGCCCCUAUUCCGGCGGCAGCUCAGCCUUCUGGAUCCACGUCCAACAGCACGCUCAACCCCGGAAUCGGCACCGGAUCGCGUUCGCUCAGCAUGCUUCGGCGAAGCACCUCGAAACAGAGCCUCUCGUCGAUGGAGGCUGCCUCCUCGACAACAUCAUCUGCUGCUAGCGUUCUCAGUUCCGUCUCGACCGAAGCAACCACUAUUUCGCGCGACAGCGCUCCCGACGACCUACCCAGGGAAGCGACCCCGUUGGCAUCCAAGACGGCGCCAACCGCCUUCUCUGGGAGCGUCAAUACGUCCAAGGACGGCAGCAAGUACUUGCACAGUCAGAUCGAAGAUUUACUCACCGCGCUCAGCGAACUGCAGCGGAAUCAUGCGCUCCUGGCGAAUCAGUUGCAGCGGGAGAAGGAAGAGCGCGAGGAUGACCGGCGAGCCGUUCGGUCGCUGCUGGACGGCUUGCGCAAGAAGGCGGAUGCAAAGAUGGAACGCAACGAGACUACACCAACCGAGCAGGCCACUGUGUCCGGAGGCGCCAGUACCGGGCCGACAGCGGAGCAACUUUCCGACCUGCUCGACGUCGUCGAACUGCGCUUCAACGAACCGGCUGCCAGUCCCAGAUCGUCGACGCACGAGACGAAAAUGCAACUACGAGAGGAAUUGGCGAGAACGAGAGAACAGUUAUCACAAGAGCGAGCGAAGGUCAAGGAAUAUGACCGCAAGAUACAGGAGUUGGAACAAGAGGUGGCCACCGUGAGGGACCAAUUGAGGGACACCCAUGCGCAUGUUCGGAGUGUACACCAAGAAAAGCAGCGGCUCGAGAGACAGAUCCACGGGCUGCGGGCGAGGGCGUCUGACACACCACCAAGCGCGGACAAUGGCGAAUGGUUUCCCAGGACCGUUGGCGGCGGUGUCGCAGGAACGGGGCUUCGCGGGCUCAAACUGGGCCGCAGCAGAUCAACGCCCUCGCAAGCGGCGUCAAAUCACGGAAACAAGCGCGUGUCGUCCGCGACGAUGAAGAAGCAGGACGGCAACGAGCCGUUGCCGUCCGGGGGCACUCAGAAUAAUACACCUCCCAACGAGAAUGACGCCCUUGUCCUUGAGCUUGUGCAGGCCAAGACCGCCGAAGCCGUUGCCCGGCAGGAGCUGGAAGAGGCGAAGCAGAAGCUAGAGCAGUUCCGCAAGGCAUUCGGACUCGCUCCAGGGGAGUCGCCGCCGGUGCUACAGCAUGGAGGGAACUCGACGCCGCCGCCGCCGUCGACGUCGACGUCCUUCAGCGGCAUGAUUGGCCGGCUGACGGGUUCAAGCACGAUGCCUGUCGGCUCGGAGUCGUUCACGAAGGCGUCCCUCUCGCCGACAACGAAUAACACAUCGAGCGGCGGGUUCUGGGGCUGGAGGAGGUGAAGUUUUGCUCGGUCUAAUAACUGCUUUUCUGUUUCUCUG
Thermothelomyces thermophilus ATCC 42464 is the source of this 3343-nucleotide messenger RNA. RefSeq lists its product as uncharacterized. The record is from RefSeq and is a predicted model, not a curated record. Lineage: Eukaryota; Fungi; Ascomycota; Sordariomycetes; Sordariales; Chaetomiaceae. The transcript is spliced from 2 exons. Bases 134 to 3304 code for a protein of 1056 amino acids.